UGUCGGCUCCGUGUUGUGAUGACAGGAGAAUGUGUGUGUGUCCCGGGCCCAGGCGAAUUGGAAUCCCUGUGAGAAGUUCCAGUCUGCCCCUGUACUCCGAUGCCAUGCCUGCGCCGACUCAGCUGCUUUUCCCCCUGAUCCGUAACUGUGAGUUCAGCCGUAUCUGUGGCAGCGCGUGCUAUUGCCAUCACGCGCACCUGUGCUGCUCCCCACCUCCCUUCCCCCACAGCCGCUUGCGCUACCCUCCCCAGAAGGCAUUCUCGACUUUUUGCCGGCCCAAGGAUCCCUUCUGGCAGUAUACCCACGCGAGGAGGUACACCGCCACUCCGCAGAAGUUUUAUCUCACUCCUCCACAAGUCAACAGCAUCCUGAAAGCCAAUGAGUACAGCUUUAAGGUCCCCGAGUUCGACGGCAAGAACAUCAGCUCCAUCCUGGGAUUUGACAGCAAUCAGCUGCCUGCCAAUGCCCCCAUCGAGGACCGAAGGAGCGCGGCCACGUGCUUGCAGACGCGGGGGAUGCUCUUGGGGGUGUUUGAUGGCCACGCAGGGUGCGCCUGCUCGCAGGCGGUCAGCGAGAGGCUUUUCUACUACAUUGCCGUCUCUCUGUUGCCCCACGAGACUUUGUUAGAGAUAGAAAAUGCUGUGGAGAACGGCCGAACCCUUCUGCCCAUCCUGCAAUGGCACAAGCAUCCCAAUGACUACUUCAGCAAAGAGGCCUCCAAGCUUUAUUUCAACAGCUUGAGGACUUACUGGCAGGAACUCAUAGACCUGAACACUGGGGAAACCACCGACGUCAAGGAGGCCCUGAUUAAUGCCUUCAAGAGGCUGGACAAUGACAUCUCCCUGGAAGCCCAAGUCGGGGAUCCCAACUCUUUCCUCAACUACCUGGUGCUGCGAGUGGCCUUCUCAGGGGCCACCGCCUGCGUCGCCCACGUGGAUGGGGUUGACCUCCACGUGGCCAACACCGGGGACAGCCGGGCCAUGCUGGGGGUACAGGAGGAGGACGGAUCGUGGUCGGCAGUCACGCUCUCCAAUGACCACAACGCACAGAACGAAAGCGAAGUGGAAAGACUGAAACUAGAGCACCCCAAGGCUGAGGCCAAAAGCGUCGUGAAGCAGGACCGGUUACUUGGUCUGCUGAUGCCCUUCCGGGCCUUUGGAGACGUCAAGUUCAAGUGGAGCAUCGACCUCCAGAAGAGGGUCAUAGAAUCGGGCCCAGAUCAGUUAAAUAAUAACGAGUACACCAAGUUUAUCCCCCCCAAUUAUCACACCCCUCCGUAUCUCACUGCCGAGCCAGAAGUGACGUACCACAGGCUAAGGCCGCAGGAUAAGUUUUUGGUGCUGGCGACCGACGGUCUGUGGGAGACCAUGCACAGGCAGGACGUGGUGAAACUAGUGGGCGAGUACCUCACUGGGGUUCAUCAUCAAAGCCCCAUCUCCGUUGGGGGUUACAAGGUGACUCUGGGACAGAUGCAUGGUCUCCUAGCGGAAAGGAGAGCCAAGAUCUCUUCUGCAUUUGAAGAUCAAAACGCAGCCACCCAUCUCAUCCGUCAUGCUGUUGGCAAUAAUGAAUUCGGGGCUGUCGAUCACGAACGCCUCUCCAAAAUGCUUAGUCUUCCUGAGGAGCUUGCUCGCAUGUAUAGGGAUGACAUCACGAUUAUUGUCGUCCAUUUUAAUUCUCAUGUGGUAGGAGCAUAUCAAAACCAGGGACAGUGAGUGACUGAUAAUUAAGGCAGCUAGAGAAUGAAAAUAGCAAGUUCAAA
This is a messenger RNA of Gracilinanus agilis (Agile Gracile Mouse Opossum), 1762 nucleotides long. RefSeq names its product pyruvate dehydrogenase phosphatase catalytic subunit 1 (gene PDP1). The record is from RefSeq and is a predicted model, not a curated record. Gene Ontology annotation, molecular function: cation binding; protein serine/threonine phosphatase activity. The transcript has 2 exons. The coding region runs from base 30 to 1715 and encodes 561 amino acids. Gene Ontology annotation, biological process: protein dephosphorylation. NCBI's taxonomy places the organism in Eukaryota, Metazoa, Chordata, Mammalia, Didelphimorphia, Didelphidae.